UGAUGUGACUACAAUACAUAUUAUUUAUAAUAUGAUGACACUAUAGGCAACAUUUUAUUUAGAUCUCUCAUGAUGACAAUUGGAGCUUCUAUUUAUUUGCACAGAGGGAACCAACUUCAGGAAGAAGGUGACUUAUCUAUUGCAGUAAUGUAAGGGACAUUCUCACUCAAUAAUAAAGUUAACCAGCUUUGGUAAAAUGCGAUCUGUUUUAUGGUUGUACUGUCGGGUCAAAGUCUUGCCAGUGAGCAUCAGAGUGUGGCUGCAUGUCAAACCUCAGUAAAAUAGUUUGGAGCAUCCAGGCAACACAUCUCUUUUCUAUGGCUGGGACACUGCGACUCCCAUGGCUGUUCAUCAUACUAUUUUUCCUUCUGGUGAGACUACAUGGAGAGCUGAGGGACACGGCACCAAGACAAAACAAGAGGAAUGUCAGCAGUGACCAGCCUCGUAUGCUGUCAGAUAAUGGUCACCUUGUCUUCACAACUGGUGACAAUAAAGAGAUCCGCUUCCAGACGUCAGCAUCAGGCCGGGUUAAAGUGGACAAUGAAGACCUCACCCAACUUUUGAGUCAGGCAAAAUUCCAGUGCAUUUGUGAGCACGGCUGGGAGGCUCCAGCUGGGAACUCGGCCUGUGUGGCUGAUGUUAAUGAGUGCAACCUACCUAACAAACCUUGUUCAACCAACCCUGCUGUUUCCUGCUACAACACUCAGGGUUCCUUCUACUGUGGAGCCUGUCCUGUUGGUUGGCAAGGCAAUGGCUACAGUUGUCAGGAUGUGGACGAAUGUUUGACCAAUAAUGGAGGCUGCUCCACUGCUCCCAUGGUGCAAUGCCUGAACACCAUGGGCUCUUUCCAAUGUGGUCCCUGCCCUCCAGGUUAUGAGGGGAAUGGGAGAACAUGCACUCAGACCAAUAUCUGUGCUACCAACAAUGGAGGCUGCUACCCAUUUGCUACAUGCUCCUCAAGUCCAGGGGCAAACCUUCCUAUAUGUACCUGCCCUUCAGGCUUUAUAGGCAAUGGUUAUGGACCAACUGGUUGCAGCCAGAUCGGCAACAUCUGUCAGUCUAACAAUCCCUGUGUCAAUGGACAGUGUGUGGCCACCACCUUGACUCCUGGUUACAUCUGCAAUUGCAACUCUGGCUGGCAAGGAAUAAACUGUGACCAGAAUAUCAAUGUUUGCUUGAGCAACCCCUGUCAGAAUGGAGGAACCUGCACCUAUGGCAUUAAUGGAUUCAUGUGUACAUGCACUGCCCACUGGACUGGGCAACUGUGCCAGACCCCACAGCAAGAGUGUGGAGGUUAUCUGAGUGGCCCUGCUGGUUCCUUCAGUUAUCCCAACACCCCAGGUCAUGAGGAAUACAGUCACCAGGUCAGCUGUGCCUGGGUGAUCCGCAUUGACCCAAACAAGAUUCUGCGUACUACAUUUCCCUUCUUUAAUCUGGAGAGUAGCACCAACUGCAACUUUGACUUCCUUCAGAUCCAUGAUGGGGACAGCGCCUCUGCUCACAUAAUCGGAAAAUACUGUGGCCAAAAUAACCCACAGGAGCUCUACAGCUCCCACAAUUCCCUGUAUUUCUGGUUUCGCUCAGACCACUCUGUCAGUGGUGGUGGCUUCACAGUUGCUUGGCAGUCUCAGGACCCAGUUUGUGGAGGUGAACUUACUGCCUCCUAUGGCAAUAUUAACUCACCUGGUUACCCUGGAAACUACCCACCUAACCGGGACUGCUACUGGACAGUGACAGUGGAGCCCAGCUUGCUCAUUACCUUUGCAUUCGGGACUCUCGGUCUGGAGAAUCACCCUGACUGCAACCAUGACUUCCUAGAAAUCCGGGAUGGUCUUCUACCUGAAGACCCAGUUCUGGGGAAGUACUGUAGUACUGCAUCACCUGCCCCCCUGCAAACCACAGGUCCAACUGCAUGGGUCCACUUCCACUCUGACUUUAGUGUCUCUGACCGAGGCUUCCACAUUACAUACACAACAUCACCAAGUGACCCUGGUUGUGGUGGUACCUUCACCGACAGUGAGGGCAUCUUCAUCUCCCCCAACUGGCCCAACAACUAUGCCCACGACCGGCAGUGCAUCUAUUUGAUCAGGUUACCAGUGGGUGAGAAGGUGGCCCUCAACUUUACUCACAUGAAUCUGGAGAGUCACAACAGCUGCUCUUUUGACUAUGUGGAGGUCCAUGAUGGCAGAAUGGAGACUGAUCCUCUGAUAGGGAGGUACUGUGGGAACUCCCUGCCAGCUCCCAUUCACUCAUCCUCCAACUUCCUGUGGGUUCGUUUCAGGUCCGACAGCUCAGUCAGCCAGGCUGGUUUCAGGGCUGUCUACACCGUUGCUUGUGGAGGUAUUUUGUCGGGGACUGGGCAGUUACACUCUCCCUUCCACCCCAAUGCCUAUCCCCACAACAAGGUCUGUGAGUGGGUCGUUAACCAGCCAGAGGGCUAUGUGGUCACCCUUGACUUCCUGUCAUUUGACGUUGAGGGAGGCUCCUGCCAUUUUGACUUUGUUGAGGUCAGGGAUGGCUCCACGUCCAGCUCUCCUCUGCUGGGGACAUUUUGUGGUUUUGAGAUCCCCCCCAAGCUUCAGUCGACUCAGAGAUCUAUGUACAUCUACUUCAAGACCGACUCCUCUGUCAGGAACCACGGCUUUGAAGUCGCCUAUGGCUCUGCCUUGGAGGGUUGUGGGGAUACCCUGACCAUUCCUUCUGGCACUAUCACAAGCCCUGGCCACCCCACCAACUACCCCCAUGGGGCCAACUGUACCUGGUACAUCAGUGUUACCCCAGGCAACCUGGUUCGGCUGUCGUUUGAAUCCUUUAACCUGGAGUACCAUGUGAACUGUAACUUUGAUUACCUGGAGGUGUACGACAACGGCACUGUGCAGACCGGAACCAAGAUUGGCAGGUACUGUGGGCGUUCGGUGCCUCCAUCCAUCACCAGUACUGACAGCAUGCUGACCCUGCUGUUUGUGUCUGACUCAGGUUUAUCCUCAGAGGGAUUCUCUGCCAGCUUUGUCUCCCUAAAUGCCACCACAGAUCAGUGGUUCUUAACCUGGGGGUCGCUGCGGACUGUAGCUCAGGGGGUGUGGCGUGAGCGAACGAGCGAGGGGCGUGCCGUACAUGACGGUAACAGCAGCAGUGCUCCACAGCUGGCCAAGUUGUGUGGCAGUCAGCCACCCAGCACCAUCAGGUCUUCCAGCAAUCAGCUCUACAUCAAACUACGCACUGACAGCAGCGUCAGCGCCGGAGGCUUCCUCGCAUCAUACACCUCCAUGGAGGGAGGCUUCGGCGGACUACACUGUCGUCUUUUUUCCAUAUUUUUCCACCCGCGAUCUGUUAUCACGGCAGCAGGUUGUGGUGGGGAGCUCUCUGGACCCAGUGGCUCCUUCAACAGUCCAGACUAUCCCAACAGGUAUCCAGAAAACAGGGAGUGUAUCUGGUACAUCACCACAUCAGCUCGCAGCAGCGUCACCUUCACUAUCCAUGAGUUUGAUGUGGAGUUCCACCAAGACUGCAACUAUGAUGUGCUGGAAGUGUAUGGAGGCCCAAAUCUGUUGGCCCCUCAGCUGGCCAAGCUCUGCAGCACCACGUCCAGCCCAAUGCAUGUCUCCAGCACCGGCAACCUGCUCACGGUGCGCUUCAAGUCAGACGCCUACGUCAGUGGACGAGGUUUCAAUGCAAGCUGGGCUGAAGUUCAGGGAGGCUGUGGAGGCCCAGUCACAGCUCCAUCAGGGGAUAUCCAUUCUCCUUUGUAUCCCAGCAGCUAUCCCAACAAUGCGGACUGUUCCUGGGUCAUCAGUGUGGAUCCCAACCACCGUGUCUUCUUCAACUUUUCCAACCUGGACAUUGAAUACCAUAGCAACUGCUCCUGGGACUAUGUGGCUAUCUAUGAUGGUCCAACCAGAUCUUCUCCUCUGCUUGCACAUGUGUGUGGCACCAGUCUUCCUCCCUCCAUCACCUCCACCCAGAACACCAUCUAUGUUCGCUUUAGGUCCGACUCCAGUCGCAGCCACCGUGGCUUCAGCGCUCGCUUCUCUGAGGCUUGUGGUGCAACCAUCAUAACAGACAAUGUUGGUGGGGCCAUUGCAUCGCCAUGGUACCCACGACCAUACCCACCCAAUCAGAACUGUAGUUGGAUCAUUAGAGCACAGGAACCAUUCAUCCAUGUGAGCCUGUCCUUCACUGACUUUGAGUUAGAGAUGAUCGACUCCAACUGUUCCCAUGAUGCUGUGAGGAUCCUGGAUGGAGACAACUACCAGGCACCUGCCAUAGGGCGUUACUGUGGCUUGGAAAUGCCUCACCCAGCAACAUCCUUCAGUAACUCUUUGGUGGUCAACUUCAUCUCCGACCACUCCGUCUCCAGGAAAGGGUUCAGAGCCACCUACUCGGCAUCCACCUCCAGUUGUGGAGGAGAUCUGGUGAUGGAGAGUGGUGCAUUUAACAGUCCUAACUAUCCAGAUGCUUAUCCGCCUAAUGUGGAGUGUGUGUGGACCAUCAGAAGCUCACCAGGGAACCGUCUCCAGCUUUCAUUUAUUAUCUUUCACCUGCAGGGAGAUUCUGGCUGUCAAAAUGACUACGUGGAAAUCCGAGAGGGCAACUCCACUGGGCCGCUGGUUGGUCGUUUCUGUGGAAACUCGCUCCCCUCAAACUAUACAUCCGUGAUUGGCCACAUCUUGUGGGUUAAGUUUGUCUCCGACGCAUUGAAUAGCGGAGCAGGAUUCAGAGCCACCUUCUCACACUUAUAUGGUAAUGAUAUGGUGGGGGAGUUUGGUCAGAUAGCAUCCCCACUGUAUCCCAGAACAUACCCCAACAAUGCCCACUACCGCUGGACCAUAACUGUGGAGGGAGACAGAUACAUCCAGAUCCGCUUCUUGGACAUGGACAUAGAGGACCUGGAUGGCUGUUACUACGACCAGCUCAAAAUAUUCGAUGGCCCCAGUGUUCAUUACUACCCUAUUGGGUCUUUCUGUGGUCUGGCCCUGCCCCCUCCCCUAAGAAGCUCUGCAAGCACCGUCACCCUGCAGUUUCAGUCGGAUUUAGUGGUGGGAGGCCGAGGCUUCCUCGUAGAAUGGACGGCUGUCCAGGACUCAGGACCACCCACUAUCACACCAGGUGCAUGUGGUGGAGUGCUAAUGACAGAAGAGACUCCUGGCUUCCUCUAUUCUCCUGGCUGGCCUGAAAACUACCCUCCUAACCAGGAGUGUACCUGGUUGAUACGUUCUCCAGACUCGACUGUAGAGUUGAACCUCUUGUCUCUGGACAUGGAGGACUACCCCAACUGCUAUUUUGACAGCCUUGUCAUAAGAGACGGUGUGACCAGUCUUUCCCCUGUGCUGGCUAGUGUGUGUGGUCGAGAUCCUCCAGGUUCUCUCCACUCAACAGGAAAUUCCAUGUUUAUCCACUUCUCCUCAGACAGCAGCAUCAGUGGCCGAGGCUUUAACGCCUCCUACUCCAGAGGCUGUGGUGGCCUCUUGCAUGUCGACAGGGGUGUGCUGAGCAGUCCCCACUACCCCCAGAACUACCUGCCUGGUCUAAGCUGUGACUGGCAUGUGAUGGUGACGCCUGGCUUCAGGGUUUCUGUCACCUUCCAGAGCCACUUCCAGAUUCAAGGCUAUGGAUCUCGAUGCAGCUCUGGAGACUACCUGGAGCUCAGGAAUGGUCCGGAUGCUUCAUCUCCACUGCUCGGGGAACGUCUCUGUGGUUCGAGUAUGCCAUCCCUCCUCCAGACUACUGACAGCCACCUCUUUAUCCACUUUGUCUCUGAUGCCAGUAAUGAGGCCUGCGGUUUUAAGAUGACCUUUGAAGCCCACAGUCAGGCAUGUGGAGGCUUCAUAGAGCUGAAUGACAACGAUCCUCCCGGGUAUAUCACUUCACCUAAUUAUCCUCAGAACUACCCCCAGAACAUUGACUGUGUCUGGGUGGUAACUGUGCCUAACGGAGAAGCUGUCCAAAUUGACUUUCAGGAUGAAUUCUACAUUGAACCCUCUGGCAGCUUGCUAACCUUCGGCUACUUCAGCCUGGAACCCCACUCUGAAUGCCACUGGGACUCUGUCACCAUCUUUAAUGGAGGAUCCCCUGGCUCCCCUGUUAUUGGCCAGUACUGUGGGACCACCUCCCCAGGAACCAUCCAGUCAGGAUCCAGCAAGCUUGCUAUAGUCUUCCUGGCUGACCAUAGUGUGUCCAGUGGAGGCUUUAUGGCCUCCUGGGCUGCUGAUUCCUCAGGCUGUGGAGGGGUGAUCCAUGCUGAUUCAGGAACAAUCAAGUCUCCAAACUAUCCCCAGAACUUCCCAGCCAAUGUGGAGUGUUCCUGGCAGAUCAUUGCCCAUGAGGGAAACCACCUUGAGAUGAGCUUCAACAGUGAUUUCCAGAUUCCAGACAGUAGUGGGUCCUGCCAGAGCAGCUACAUCAAGGUAUGGUCAGGUCAGACCCAAAAUAUAGAGACUCUGCUGUCGACAAGCUGUGGCUCGAUGGCGCCAGGCCCCAUCAUUGCUCCAUACAACAUCAUCACCAGCCGAUUCCAGGGCACUGAAGCCCCUGGCAGAGGUUUCACAGCCUCCUUCAGCACCAGGUGCGGGGCAAUGUUCACAGCUGCCAGCGGUCGUGUGCUUUCUCCAAAUUAUCCAGCCAACUACCCUGACUACUCCAACUGCAACUACACCAUACAUGCUGGAGAACAGACCGUGGUUGUCAUCACCUUUCAGGUCUUCCAAGUAGAAGCACACUCCACCUGUCAGUAUGACGCGCUGAAGAUCUACAGCCUGGCUACUACUGGCCCUGCUAUUGCCACUCUGUGUGGUAUCAGCAUCCCAGGGCCCUUUUCCACCUUUGGCCCUAUGUUACUCCACUUCUACUCUGACUCUGUGAUCAGCGACAGAGGCUUCAUUGCAGAGUACAGAGCCAUUCCAUGUGGUGGUUUCUUCAACAACACUAUGGGUACAGUAAGCAGCCCAGCACUCUCCAUGACCAACUACCACCACAACAUCAACUGUACCUACCAUAUUGUGGUCUCAACAGACAGGGUGCUGGAUAUCAAGUUUAACACCUUUCAACUGGAAGCAUCUUCUUCCUGUCGCUAUGACUACGUGGAGGUGUAUGAUGGACAGGACACCUUGGCGCCUUUGCUGGGGAGAUUCUGUGGUGCAGCGCUCCCGCCCAAUCUGCGCUCCUCCACCAACCAGCUGUAUUUGGUCUUCAGGACAGAUGCCACAGUGAAUGGGAUUGGCUGGAGGGCUACUUACAGUGAGACGUUCGGUCCGGCACAGGGAUGUGGCGGCUACCUGUCCAUGCUCAUGGGCAUGUUUGGUUCUCCAGAUCCAAAUCUGGAUGGGCGCUAUGAACCCAGGAUGGACUGCCUGUGGACCAUUGAGAUGCCCGUCAGCAGGGUGAUCAAUCUGACCUUCAACUCCUUUGAGCUUGAGGCCUCCUCUACUUGCCGCUACGACUAUGUGAAAGUGUAUGAUGGCCACAACGUUAACUUCCCUCUGGUUGGGACAUUUUGUGGGAACUCCAUCCCUUCUUUUGUGUCAGGUGGAAACUUCCUGACUAUUCACUUUGUCACUGAUAGCUCAGUACAGAAACGAGGUUUCAACGCUACCUACAGAGCUGUGCCAUUGGUGUGCGGCGGAACUCUGAAUGCCACGAUCACCGUCCAGACCCAGACCUCACCCUUCUUCCCCAAUGCCUAUCCCCCUUACAUCUCCUGCCGCUGGAUCCUGGAUGCUCCGGCCCAGGAAACCAUUAAAGUGUCACUCCAGAUAUUUGUCGUCCAGCCCAGCCAGAGCUGCACCACAAACUACCUUGAGAUGAAGGACUGGCCGAUGGGAGACUAUGGGCAGUCCCACAGGUUCUGUGCAUCGGACGCUCAUCCACUAGACUUCUACAGCUACGGCAGAACCAUCCUCAUGUACUUCAAAUCCGACACCUUCAUGACAGGAAAUGGCCUGAGUUUCAGCUAUCAGACCGCCAGCUGUAGCAGAACCUAUGAACAGGAAUACGGCUACCUGAAGAGUCCAGGCUGGCCUGACACCUACCCCCACAACAUGGACUGCACCAUUAUCCUGAAGGCACCGCAGAAUAGCUACAUCUCCUUCUUCUUUAACAGUUUCGAUGUGGAGAGCCACAGCCACUGUGAAUUUGACUACCUGGAGAUCCGUAAUGGCAGUACAGCAGACUCACCUCUGAUCGAUAAGUUGUGUGGUAGCACGCUGCCCAGCCCCGUCUUCCCACAAUCAAACCUGCUCUACUUACGCUUCAAGAGUGACUUCUCCGCCACCCGAGAUGGCUUUGAGGCCACAUGGACGUCCUCUCCUCACGGUUGUGGUGGCAUUCUGUACGGAGACCAUGGCUCAUUCUCAAGUCCAAACUAUCCAGGCACCUAUUCCAACGGUACCCGCUGUGAAUGGGGCAUCCUGGCACCCAGAGGCCGCGUGGUGACAGUCACCUUUGCCCAGAUCAGUAUUGAUGACCCUGGAGAUUGCCAGAACAACUUCCUGAAGUUGUAUGAUGGGCCAGACACCUCCUCACUGCCUGCUGGACCUUACUGUGGAGUGGAAACCAACAUCGCUCCGUUCACAGCCUCCUCACAUCAAGUGUCCAUCGUUUUCCAAGCCCAGUACGCUACCCUGCCCUCAGGGUUCAGACUCACCUGGAGCAGCUGAAAGAAUGUCCUUCUACACACACACACACACACACACACACACACACACACACACAUUUAAAGGUAAACAUUUUUUAAUCAAACCACUGUAAAUCCACUCCGUGAUAAUAAAUAUGAUUCAACAAGAA
Micropterus dolomieu (smallmouth bass) is the source of this 8778-nucleotide messenger RNA. It is a transcript of the gene cubn, whose product is annotated as cubilin (intrinsic factor-cobalamin receptor). The record is from RefSeq and is a predicted model, not a curated record. Gene Ontology annotation, molecular function: calcium ion binding. The transcript is spliced from 52 exons. The coding region runs from base 264 to 8651 and encodes 2795 amino acids. NCBI's taxonomy places the organism in Eukaryota, Metazoa, Chordata, Actinopteri, Centrarchiformes, Centrarchidae.